Molecule: messenger RNA, 1330 nt
Organism: Arabidopsis arenosa
Lineage: Eukaryota; Viridiplantae; Streptophyta; Magnoliopsida; Brassicales; Brassicaceae
Source: the annotation of a GenBank genome assembly
CCACUCCUGAAGGUAACAUGUAAUUCUGAUUUCUAGCUAAAUCUUAUGGUAAUAAUUAAUAAUUAAUGUCAUCAUUUUACAAGCUUGUUUUUGGUUCUUCUCAGACGAAGUGGACCUAGACGGGAAUGUGACAAUAAGGUGGGACUUUAUGAAUGAAUAUAAGUCGUGAUAGUUUUACGGCUAAUGUCACAAUCUUCAACUAUUUGAAGAAGCAAAAAGACAUUGAAGGGCCAUGGGAAUUAGGGUGGACAUGGUACGAAGACGAAAUUCUAUUGAGCACUAUGGGUGCUAAAGUUUCAAAACAAAGUAAUGUUUUGAAAUUUGUAGACUGCUGCCUGCAUAGGGUGACUUUUGUGGACUUACCCCAACAAACUGAUGAUGACCACCGAAAUGUAGCAAACUGUUGCAAGGAUGGUGUCAUUCCUUCAUGGUUUAGAGAAGCCGACCUUGCGAAAAGCUCUUCUUCAUUCCAAAUUACUGUUGGCCAAGUUGGCAUAGAAUUUCAUCCCCCGCCAUUAGACUUGAAGUUGACCACACAAGGAUUGGAAUACGUAUGUGAUUCGUUGACGGAAGUAAUGAAUACUCCGGGUUAUCUAAAUGCGUGGAUGACGACGUGCAAUCUCUACGACCUUAAAAUGUUCCACGAGAAGUUUUGGAUUAGCGACUUAGGCAGAAAGUUGUCUUCCUUCCCGGCCUCCACUGAAGGAUUUGGAGUCUCUCAAGAUAUUAUUCCUUCGUCGUUCGCCAAUUUGAAGACAGCUGAUAUCGUAGAUUUAUCUUACAAUAACCUUACUCUUCAAAGUUCGAUUCCUAAUGGUGAUUGCGACCAAGUUAAUAAUUUUGUUAAAACUCAAUCCUCAAGCCAGCCACAGCCAGACACAACCCUGCAGUAUCAUGAUGGCUUUCCGGAGCUCUCCACCACUAUUCAAGGUGGCACACAGUUCCCCAAAUCUUCCUCAAGCACACCUAGAGGCAAAGCAAAAUGUAGUCCUCUUAACCUCGUUGAUAGCCGUGUCGUGUCUGCAUCGUUUAUCUAUGGUUCUCCUUUGGCUGAAAAGAAGGAGAAGCAGAAGUUAGUAACCUAUGAUCACGCAUCUGAAAGUGAUAACUUCAUUGAAGUCAAGAAAAAAGAGGCUGCAAAUCCAUCAUACUCACUCGCACUAUCACCUUCAUCUAGUGUUAAAACUCAAUUCUUAAGCCAGCCACAACCAGAUAAAAUCCUGCAGUAUCAUGAUGGCUUUCCGGAGCUCUCCACCACUAUUCGAGGUGGCACAGUUCCACAAAUCUUCCUCAAGCACACCUAGAGACAAAACAAAAUUUAGACCUCUUA